GCCGGAGGCGGGAGCGCCGGCAUGGAGUGAGCACAAAGCGCCGCCGAGGUCAACUGCAUUAAUAGAGCACRAAGAGCUGUGGAAAAAAUCAAGGUGAGGAAGAGCCCCUCAGCGCUGAAGCAUGAGCACGGAUGCCAGCCAGGUGGUGAUCACUACUCCCCCCGCUGCCACCAUGCCCCAUAAAGAGAGGUACUUCGAUCGCAUCAAUGAGAACGACCCGGAGUACAUCCGUGAGAGGAACAUGUCCCCUGACCUGCGGCAGGACUUCAACAUGAUGGAGCAAAGGAAGAGGGUCACGCAGAUCCUCCAAAGCCCGGCUUUUAGAGAAGAUCUGGAAUGCCUUAUUCAAGAACAGAUGAAGAAGGGCAAUAACCCAACUGGACUGCUUGCGCUACAGCAGAUUGCUGAUUACAUUACAGCCAGCUCUUUUGCAGGUUUUUCCUCAUCUUCACUCAGCCAUGGAAUGGUGACACCCAUCAACGACCUCGCAGGAAUCGAUACCUCCUCCUUCGUUAAGGGAGAGAAACUCACUCGCUGCAAGCUCGCCAGUUUGUAUAGGCUGGCUGACCUGUUUGGGUGGGCACAUCUGCCAAACUCCUAUAUCACAGUAAGAGUAAGCAAAGAGCACGACCACAUUCUAAUCAUUCCAAGAGGUCUCUCUUUUUCUGAAGCUUCAGCCUCUAAUCUGGUCAAGGUGAACAUCCUAGGAGACGUAGUUGACCAGGGAAGUACAACUCUAAGUAUYGACAGCGCAGGAUUCAGUCCGCACGUGGCCAUCUACUCCACGCGACCAGAUGUGAGAUGUGUAAUACACAUACACACCCCUGCCACGGCAGCUGUUUCAUCAAUGAAGUGUGGUAUCCUUCCCAUAUCACAAGAGGCUCUGAUUCUGGGAGAUAUUGCUUAUUACAAUUACCAGGGAUCUCUUGAUGAGCAGGAGGAGAGAAUUCAGCUUCAAAAAGUGCUUGGACCCAGUUGCAAGGUAUUGGUCUUGAGAAACCAUGGUGUGGUAGCACUGGGAGAGACACUGGAAGAAGCAUUUCACUAUAUUUUCAAUGUGCAACUGGCUUGUGAAACACAGGUGCACGCGCUGGCUGGAGCGGGUGGCGUGGACAACCUCCUGGUGCUGGAUGUGCAGAAAUUCCGGCCUCUCACGCACGCGCUGGCGGCGGCCGGAGGAGGCGGCGUCAACAUGGGCUCGCAGCACAAGUGGAAAGUUGGGGAGCAGGAGUUUGAGGCUCUCAUGAGGAUGCUGGACAACCUGGGCUACCGAACCGGCUACGCCUACAGGCAGCCGCUCGUCAGAGAGAAGCCCAGGCACAAGAGCGACGUCGAGAUCCCGGCCACCGUCACGGCCUUCUCCUUUGAGGACGACACCGUCCCGCUCUCCCCGCUCAAGUUCCUGGCCCAAAGGCAGCAGAGGGAGAAGACGAGAUGGCUGAACUCUCCCAAUACCUACUUGAAGGUGAACGUGCCUGAGGAGUCGUGGAACGGAGAAGCCAGUCCCAGGACUAAGAUCACGUGGAUGAAAGCUGAUGACUCUUCCAAGACUAGCGGAGGGACACCGAUCAAAAUUGARGAUCCCAACCAAUUUGUUCCUUUAAAUACAAACCCAAAUGAAGUGUUGGAAAAGAGAAAUAAGAUUCGGGAGCAGAACAGAUACGACCUGAAGACAGCAGGACCCCAGUCUCAGCUGCUGGCUGGGAUUGUUGUGGACAAAAAGCCGAGCCCACCCAUGCAGUUUGAAGAGGACGAGCACGCGCCCCCAGCACCCCCCAACCCCUUCAGCCAUCUCACGGAGAGGGAACUGGAGGAGUACAAGAAAACAAUCGAGCGCAAGCAGCUGGGGCUGGAAGAUGCUGAACAGGAAUUAUUCUCAGAUGACGGUUCAUCUGUGUCACAAAUUCAGUCACAAACUCAGUCCCCGCAAAAUGUCCCAGAAAAAUUAGAAGAAAACCAUGAGGAUCUGUACACGCCGAGCGCCACCCUGGUGCCCGCGGAGAUGCCCGUCGUGGUGGUCAAUGGCAAGGAGGACGGGCACGACGUGGACGAGGAGCUCAGCAAGCGGGUGAGCCAGCUGACCACGAGCAGUACUGUGGAGAGCGUGGAGAUCACCAUUAAAAGCUCCGAGAAGAUCGAGGAGGCCCUGUCCCCUGAAGGGUCACCUUCCAAGUCGCCAUCCAAGAAGAAGAAGAAAUUCCGCACUCCAUCUUUUCUGAAAAAGAAUAAAAAGAAGGAGAAGGUAGAAGCGUAAGUGCAGUUGUGUCGUGAGGAGGCAUUGCACAUUUUAAACGUUUCAGUUGACCAUUAACAGAGUAGUGUUGGGGGACGGGGGGUGCAGUAACUGGACUUUUAACCGCAACAAAAACGAACUGGAAGAGGUUUUGCUUUAAAGAGGAAUAAUAAAACGUUUCUGUGUUAAUCRCAAACACUUUCAUCUCUCACUUCAGCGUGUUCAGAAUUGCUGUGAGGGUCUGAAACACUCAGUAGUUUCACAGAUAACCACACUGGYAGGUGCUCCAAAGCCAUCAUAGCAAGAGCCGAGACCAUCGCAGCAGGUUCUGCUUGCAGUAUUUUGCAGACCUUAAAAUUUUCAGUACAGUUAAAGUCUUUAACAAAGUUACUGUCGAGUGACCACGUGACUUUAUUUUUUUUAAAAAAAACUGCUGUCUCAUUUGGUGACCAGAUCAUACAUUUUUAUAUUGUGAUUUUGACCAUAUACUUUGUUGCUGUAGCCCUGUUUGAGUGGGUGCAUAUUAACAGCACACCUUUAAGUCUUUUUAAGAUUAGAUCUUAUAGAAAUAUACACUGGCACAUAAUAUUAGGGGGGAAACUGUGUAAGAGAAAGUUUAUUGGAAUUAUACAAAAUGUCUAAGAAUUCCAUUCAUCAAUAACUUUUUUGCCAAAUAUUUCAUUUUAGUGAAAUAUAAUUUUUGAAGACUUCUUUUUUAUUCUAUCAGUUGGGGGGAGAAAUACCCUUAUUUUUCAAGAAAGGGGAUUUUAUACACUUAACAUUGAUAAUUUAGUUUAACUGGCAAAACAAAAAAAAGAAGAUUUUAUAUGUUCAAAUGUUUGUAUACCAUUCAGUAUAAAAGUAUUAUAAGCAUGUGAACCAAGCAGUUAAUAGUAGAGUGUAUUUAAGAAUGCUUGGUGUAGAGUAUACUUAAGUAUAAUUCAGGAAUCCAGGGACUUAGAAAUCAAAAGAUAAAAGCAUAAAACCUAAACUGGAUUCAUGUUUAAAACUUACUGUUUUUUUUUCCUUGCGGUAUUGCUAAUGAAUGAAGAAAAAUAAUCUCGUAACAUAACCAAAUGAAGGAAACAAAACUGAUAAAAGGGAAAGUGAAAUAGUAAGAAAAUAGGAGCAAACAAAGAAAGUUAAAGUUUGGUGAUUAUUUUUUAUUAAAUAUAUGAUAUGGAAUGUGGGGUAUUUUUAUUAAAUCAGCAAAGUUACAUUUCCAUAUUAGACGUUUUAAAUAAUUUGUGUGGAUUCAUACGGAGUGCAACACUUAUUUUGUUCCUUCACUUUCAUUUUACUUUUAAAAGGGUCUCAUGAAUCUGUGUUGUCCUUUGGAUGAACCCAAAGCAAAUUAGAGCCUAGUGCCAUGGGUAAGGCUGGCACUGCCCCUUACUCAUUUUUACUGAUAUUGUCAUUUUACUACUUUUACUGUAUUGUAAAUACAAACRAGCAUAGAAAUUAACAUAGGGUUUUUCUUCGCUGUGUCAAAUUUGUCUGUAAAUCAGUCAUCGCAAUAGGAAAUACAUUUAAAAGAUCCAUGUGAUUCCCGAAUUGCCGGUUGAAAUAUUAUACAAUAUAUAAAUUGUUAAAUAUGGCUGGAGAGUGGUUUGGCAUGCAAAAAAAUGUUGAUUAUAGCAUGUUUGGGGCUGGUUAGCUUUGACCGUGUCAGUGUGAUAAUGCAACGUUGGAAUGGAUCCUGGAAACAAUUUUCUAGCUAUCACUAAAUACUGGAAUCAGUGUUUUUAAUCAUAGUGGAAACUUUCAGUUGCUUUCUUUGUUUUUUAUGUUCUACAUUAUUUGUGUUGUAUUACAACAUAUGUAGAAACAGUAACCUGUGAACUAUGCUUUUCAUAACUUUUUUAAAAAUAUAUCUAAAUGAAUGCAAUGUGCAUAAAUAUUUUUUAAAAUGCAACCGUGAACUAUUUGCACCUUUUGCUAAUGCCUCUAUUUACUUGCUUUGGCAUAAAGAAUGAGCCAGCCAACUCUGUGUCC
Molecule: messenger RNA, 4228 nt
Organism: Nothoprocta perdicaria
Lineage: Eukaryota; Metazoa; Chordata; Aves; Tinamiformes; Tinamidae
Gene: ADD3
Product: adducin 3
Exons: 16
Coding region: 122-2254 (710 amino acids)
Biological process (GO): barbed-end actin filament capping
Cellular component (GO): plasma membrane; postsynaptic density; cytoskeleton
Molecular function (GO): actin filament binding
Source: RefSeq, a predicted model, not a curated record